GCUGGGUGAAUCUUAAUUGUGUAAUGUUCAUUGACGAGUCAGCACAAUGCUACUGAGACCGCGGAGGAGCACCGAGCCGAACCGAGCAGAGCGAUGAAAUGCUCCCACCGAGGAGGACGCAGAUGGACAGCUUGGUUGAGCCGCUGGUUGCCCAGUACCUCGCCAUGGGAUGUCAGUCAAAGGAGAACCAAAACGAAAGCAUAACGGCAGACGAAAAGGGGACAGACGAUAUGAGGGUGACUUCAGGAUAUACGCCCACCAGGUCUAGAGUUUCUCCUCCUCGCCGUCCUCACAGGUUCCACAAACCCGUCUCAUCCCCGAUCACUCCAAAUAAAUCAAUAAUGUCUCUGGGACCUCUCACCAAAGCAAGCUGGGAAGAACUCAUCCAGGCUUGUCUGGAGUUGUUUGAUGCGGAUGGUUGCGUGAGGAAGACCAGCCACCUGCUGAACAUCACCCUGACCAUGCAUCGUCUCCUCAUGUCCUCCAGUGACCUGCUGGACAAACUCAUCAAUCUUUUUAAAACAGCUCUGGAGAAUGAUCAGCCAUCAGAAUGCCAGAGGAUAUGCUACCUCAUCAGACAUUGGAUUCAGGAAUUCUGGAUGAUGUUCCGCUUGCCCCACAGCUUGUCCGACAGCCUGGACGACUUCCGUGAUCUGCUCAGAGAACACGGACAAGAGCAUCUUUGCUCUCUCCUAGAGACCAAAUGGAUAAAUGAACGAGAACGGUCGUGGAAAGCCAGCCAGAGGAUUCAAGCUAACUAUAGUAAAAAGAGGAAAGUUUCACUUCUUUUUGAUCACCUGGAACCCAGUGAGUUGGCUGAUCACCUCACUUUCCUGGAGUUUAAAUCCUUCUGUAGAAUAUCAUUUGUAGACUAUAUAAAUUACAUCCGAAGCUGCUGCAUGAAGGACAUCCCUGUGCUGGAGCGUUCCAUCGCCCUGUGCAAUGGGAUUUCCCAGUGGGUUCAGCUGAUGGUGCUGAGUCGGCCAACAGCUCAGCUGAGAGCUGAGGUUUUCACCAAGUUUAUCCAUGUUGCAAAGUGUCUACAUCUUAUGCACAACUAUAACACACUAAUGGCAGUGGUGGGAGGGCUUUGUCACAGCUCGAUAUCAAGACUGAAAGACACCACAUCACUUGUACCGAAUGAGGUCACCAAGGUACUAAAUGAGAUGACGGACCUGCUGUCCUCCUGCAGAAACUACGACAACUACAGACAAGCUUAUAACAAAGUGACAGGUUUCAAAAUCCCAAUCCUUGGUGUCCAUCUCAAAGACCUUAUUUCAGUCAACGAAGCCAUGUCAGAUUAUGUGGAUGACAACAAGGUGAAUGUCCAGAAGCUCCAGGCACUUUACAACCACAUUAAUGAGCUCAUUCAGCUGCAGCAGAUUCCUUCCCAACUGGACGCAAAUAAGGACCUUGUUCAUCUAUUGACGUUGUCCUUGGACCUGUACUAUACUGAGGAUGAGAUUUAUGAGCUGUCUUACGCACGGGAACCAAAGAACUGUAAAGCACCGCCAGCAACCCCCUCCAAGCCUCCAGUUUAUGUGGACUGGGCUUCGGGAGUGGCUCCUAAACCCGAUCCUAGAACCAUCAGCAAACAUGUGCAGAGGAUGGUAGAUUCUGUGUUUAAGAACUACGAUCUCGACCAAAACGGAUUUAUUUCUCAUGAUGACUUUGAGAAAAUUGCUGCAAGCUUUCCCUUCUCCUUCUGUGUCAUGGACAAAGAGAAGAAAGGUCUUGUAAGCAGAGAGGAGAUCACGGCUUAUUUUAUGCGAGCCAGUGUUAUCUGCUCCAAAUUGGGCCUGGGUUUUGUUCACAACUUUCAGGAAACAACUUACAUGAAACCCACUUUUUGUGACAACUGCUCAGGGUUUUUAUGGGGUGUCAUCAAACAAGGAUAUAGAUGCAGGGACUGUGGCAUGAACUGUCACAAGCUGUGCAAGGAUCAGGUGGCGUUUGAGUGCAAGAAGAACACCCGAUCGACCAACACCGUUGACAGUCCAACACCAAGCUCCACUCCGAUUGCAUCAAGCACCUCAGAGGGGUCAGAAGAGUGUCCGUUCCCUUACCCGUCAGAUGGCAGGAGGGACUGGAGCCCAGAAUCUCCAAUCACACCCAACUGGAGGCCUGCAAGAGUCCACAGCUACACCCAGACAGAGGGACCUCAGUUAUCCUCGAUGACACCUGAAGCCAGCCGCCUUCAGUCGUCUCUCCUAAUCCCCGUCCCGCCCAUCCUCCCCUCCUGCCCCAGCCCUGUGCCCUUGAGAAAACAACGAUACUGUGCAAAGUGGGAGAACAGAGCCUCCAUCUUGCAAAAACCCAAAGAGCCAGUGGAGGAGAGCAAAUGCACUUAUGAAUCUCUGGAAUAUGAAAACCUGAGACUCCAACAAGACAAUGAGGCACUACGUGAGAAACUCAGGGAGACAAAGUUGGAAGUGGAGAAAUUGAAGUCAUAUCUAAAGAAACAUGCUCUUCAUCCUGUGGAGGAGGACUUUUCCUCUUAGAGAUAAACCUCUGCUGAGAGACUGGCGUCAACGCCCUAUGGUGGAAGAUGUUAAUUUUUAUUUAUUGAUCAUGGACAGUGAACAUGUUUUUAAAGAAAAGGUGCAUCUCAAUAAAUUGCAAUAUUAUUGGAAACUUUAUUUAAAUCAUCUAAGUGGCAGGGGAACUGAUUAAUUAUACACAAAAUUUCUAUUAAUUUUGGGAAUUGUGGCGUAUGGGCAAUAAAAGCCCAAGAAUUCAGUGUCUGUCAAUAAAGUUUUUUGUUUUUUUUUAUAAACAGGAAUGUUAUGGAAUGGCUUAAGCAGUCAUGUGUAUGACUGCCAUGUUUUACCUAACAGACACUCAUUGAGACAUUUAAGGUAAUUCACUGAAUGCAAUUUCUAGCGAGUCCACAAACAACAGGAAAUAAAGGAGGCAAAGAUCUGCGACACAAAGCCCAUUUCAAAGCUUUUGGAGAGUUUUGCGAGAUGCUGUACCACCAUACACAGACACAUAUCGCUUUGUAUUUUACUAUUCUGUGCAAUAUAGCUUCACUUUUUGAACUAAUUAUGUAUUUCAUUUUGUUGAGAUGCACCUCUAUCCUGAGAGUUGGGUGACUUGGUAUAAUGUGAUGAAAAGUGAAAUUAAGUUUUAGUGCUGAUUGUGUAUGAAUUUCCUAAGACUACAUUGCAGGAUGAAGUAACAGUUUGUGAAGGAUUUUUGGUGACAUGUAUCAGAAUUAAGCUACAUUAUGAAAACAAGUUAAACAGUUAUGACCAGGCAUGGGCCAGUUUGAGAUUCUGAUAUGUUAAUGCUAAGUAAAAAUGUAUUUACUGUAUUUAGGGG
Messenger RNA from Gambusia affinis (western mosquitofish), 3324 nucleotides. Its product is annotated as RAS guanyl-releasing protein 1-like. NCBI's taxonomy places the organism in Eukaryota, Metazoa, Chordata, Actinopteri, Cyprinodontiformes, Poeciliidae. The transcript has 17 exons. Gene Ontology annotation, cellular component: plasma membrane. Gene Ontology annotation, molecular function: calcium ion binding; guanyl-nucleotide exchange factor activity. The coding region runs from base 99 to 2501 and encodes 800 amino acids. Gene Ontology annotation, biological process: Ras protein signal transduction; positive regulation of GTPase activity. The record is from RefSeq and is a predicted model, not a curated record.